UUCCAACUGAAAGAUUUUUGGCAUACAUGAAAAAGGGGAAAACCACAGUUCGUCAUGCACGUGGGAUCGUGGUUGGGUGUGCUGGAGCUGGAAAAACAACACUUUUAUACCGACUACUGGGGAAAGGUCUUGACGAAAUUAAGGAAAUAAAAUCUACUAGGGGACUUCAAGUCUACGAACACAUAUUAUCUGUGAAAAAUGGAGAUUUAUCAGCUACGGACGAUGAGUCUUUAAGGAAACCAUUGAUCAGAAUUCCAGUAUCUGAACUUCAACAGAAGGGACCAGACCCACAUGACGACUCAGCAAAUAUUGAAAUGGAGAUAGAAACUGGAAACCGUUCUGGCUUGGAAAACAAAAAGGUUGAUAUGAGUACUGGAUAAGAAUUAUAUGCAACGCAGAACACUGAACCGGUUUCACAGAAAAAUGAAACAGAUGAUCAACAUCCUACAGAAAGUAGAAGAAGAAAAAUGCAUGCCGGAGAAGGUGACAGUAUUGAUCAACAACUGGCAAGGGAUGUAAUAAAAAAAAUAUUGGAUGCCAAAGAAACUGAAAUAAGUGUCAGCAUGAUUGAUUUUGCAGGACAAUUUGCUUAUUAUGCCUGUCAUCAGAUCUACAUGAGAUCAGAAGCAUUCUACAUCCUAGUGUUAGAUAUGAGUAAAGCUUUCGAAAACUUCGUUUGUAGUGAAAAAGAUGAACGUCAGGGCUCCAUCUUCUCUACGUGGACAUACAAAGAUUAUCUUGACUUCUGGCUUGAAUCCAUAAAAUCAUUUAGUGGACCUUCUGCACGAGUUUUUGCGGUGGCUACACAUACAGAAGGCAAGAUGGGAGAGGAAAAAGACUCCUUUUGGGAAACUCUUUGGACGUUAGUACCAGAGGAUGAUAAGACCAGGCUUUAUGACAGGGACAUUGCAUUAGGACUAAUAGAGAUGAAUGAGGAAGCAAGGCUUGCUCUGAAAAGUCUAAAAAAAAGCGAUUGCUGAAGUAGUAUCACAAGGCAUGGAUACAAAGAUAGAAGUUCCCUCAGCUUGGGCUCUUCUUGAACAUCUUCUGCAAAAAACAGAAAAGCAAAUCAUGUCAAUUAGUGACAUCAACAGAGAGAAUAAGAAACUUUCGGAAGAAUACCAGUUGAAAAGUCAAGAAGAAAUAAUUGAUUUUCUGUCCUUUUUCCAUGGACAUGGCAUGUUGCUCUUUUUUAAGGAGGAGGGACUGAGAACACAUGCAGUUCUAAGCAUACAAUGGUUUUCUAACGCAUUCAGUAAACUUAUUGCGGACAAGGAACACAUCAACAGGGACUGCAAACGAAGAUACAUUGCAGAUUGGAACCAUUUUAAUGCCACUGGAAACCUGCCUAAUUCACUGGUAGAAGCUCUGUGGCAAGAAGAGUCAUCAUAUAUAGAACACAAGACACAACUUAUGUCAUACAUGGAGAGAUUACAGAUGUUAGUCACCAUUGAAGGUGAAUCCUGCUGGUAUGUCCCCUGCAUGAAUCAAAAGCCUUUCACACACGACGUCUUUAAACAGACACUAGAGAAAUCGUCCAUUUUGUGUUUUCGAUUCACUUCCUUUGCCAUAUUUGUCUACUACAGGCUUAUUGCAUAUUGCAUGAGUUUCUUGAAGUGGAAAGUGCAGCUGGAUAAGGACAAAAGUCAAUGCCUGUAUCACACAGCAGCCAUUUUCGAAACCGAAAAUCACACAGUUAUCGUUGGUAUAAUCGAUAAAGACAUCCAGGUGCAGGUGCUGCGGAUUAAUGAUCCAAAACUAAAGGUUUCCUGCAAAAUUGGAAAAUCCAUUCAAACCGCCUUAACAGAAUUGACAGCAACAUUCAAUGAGAAGAAAACAUUUCAAAAAGGUUACAAAUGCCUUAAUCUUUUCUGCAGUGAAAAGGAUCAAACGUUUAUUCCUGAAGAUGAACUUUCCGGAAGUCAAUGCAAUUGUCCUAUUGGGAGAGGAAAACAUAAGAUAGAUGUUCAAUGGACUUUGGGAUUUUGGGAAGAUAGAAAUUCCUGUUGUUUCACAAUACCAGUGGCUUCCAGACCAAACUUAGAUGGCCGAACUAGAUUUGCUAAACUUGGAAUGGCAACAAACGAUGUGCUGAAUCAGGCAUAUCGAGACAUCGUAGAGUUAGAAAUCCUCCCUACUGUUUGUUUAACAAAGGUCCAAUCACUACCUACUAUAUUACAGCUGUACCCAGAACAAGAACGUCUCUUGCAAGACGCCAAACAUUCUGGGUAUAAGGAUUUUGAUAUUUCUUUAUCAUAUAAGAUAAUCAGAAACGUUUGUUCAAAGAUUCCGAAACCAACAAAAGGCAGAUGGGGACAAAACAAGAUGCCUGCACCAGGAGAGACAACAGUGGGUGAUGACAUAGAGAGAAUCAGGUUUAUCCGAAACGGUUUAACGGGACACGUGAGCUCAGCCUCCACUUCUCAGACAGAAUUCGAUGACACGUGGUCCUUAAUGGCCGGUAUUUGCCAAAGAUUAGAAGUCUUCACGAAGAAGAAGUACAUGGAUAAUUUAAUGUACAUUCAAAAUCUCAUCUUAAAAGAGAAAGAUGAAGAUGAAAUCUUAGAAAAGCUUAAAAAAGAACAUGAACGUGAAACGUUGGAAACGAUCAAGUCAGAUGUGCAUGAAAUAAGGACAAUAUUGAAGCCUGAAACCCGAGAUUCUGCAGAUUACGAUUGUUAUUCGUGAAUGCUUAAAGUAAGAGAAUGUUCUCAGUUUAUUGUCUUUAGGCUUCCUAAAGAUUCAAUUGUCAAAGCCCAUCAUUGCCAUAUUUAUAAAAAUGACCGGGAUCAACCAAAAAGUGGCAUUUUUAAAAAUAAAAUCCUAUAUUUGGAAUCAAAGAAAGCGAGAUAAUGUCUUAUUUAACUCUUGACAUUUGUGUUAGAAAAUUUAAUUCAGUAAAGAAUUUCUUGCAUAUAUAUUGGAAAGUAAAAUUCGUUCAAGUAUAAUUAUAAACAUUUGCAUUUCAAAACGAUUAUGGUAUUAUUUUUUGGAAUACUUCACACGGCUCAUCUAUGAUCAACCGAAGCCAUUGACAUAAAAACCCACGUCAUUAAAGAAUUCCAAUUUAACUGCUUUUAUGCCAAUUUUGUGCGCUUAAGAUUCAUGUUUUAUUGUUUAUAAUUAUGUAAAAACAGCAUACAUGUAGAUGUAAAUACUUGAAACCUUUGAUAUGGCUAUUUUGUUCUAUUUUGCUUUUUUCAUUUUUACAUAUAAAAUGCAUAUGAUAUAGAAACAAAUAUGGAAGGUUUCAUUUGAAACUGUGAAGAAAACCUUUGAUGUCACAUGAGUGUAAGAUGGCAAACAUAAUGCAUUGCUUUCUGUAUGAAUGAUUUACUGAAGGUUUAUCUAUACACGCAUGAUAAAAAUAAUUUAUAUGUGUGAAUUUGUGUCGUCUGUCUAGAUUGUCUUAUGUGUGAAUGACGCAUAAUUUUAUUUGUAUUACAUGUUUAAAAUCUGCUGUAAAAGAAACGUUGUUAAAUCAAGUUUUACAAGACUGGCAUAUUAGCAUAGAAAAUACACAAAUUUUCAAUCGUGGCUGGUAGAUGGACUAAUACUGACAGAGCUUUAAUAAUAUGUAUUACCUGUAAUAAAAAUACUUUAUGUGAUGAAUUUCAGUACGUAACAUACAUUACAUACGAAACUUAUUAAUAAGUAGUACUGUUAUCAUGUGAAUAUUUCAAGCUUGUAUUUUGUAGAUACAUGUAUGUAAUUUUGCUAUUUUACUUCAUACAUCAUUGAAUGGUCCGAGAGUAAUAAAAAACGAACAAGUAAUCAUUUCUGUGACACUAGUGCUGGCCAUGGAUUCUAGCAGCAUUUUGCAUGGCCCAAAUAUUUUGUAACCUUACAUUUUAGGUCACCUGAGUUUAUUAUUAGGUCACCUGAUUUCACAGGUGACCUAUUGCUAUCUAUUUUCGUCCGUCGUACGUCGGUUAUACUUUUGAACCACUGAACCAAUUUCAAGCAUAUUUAAUGUACAGCAUUUAUGGGUAAAAGAGAACAAAGUUUAUGAAUUUCUUUGUUCUUGUCUCCCAUUGGGCUUGUCUGAUGGGGCUCAAGUCUCCAAAAGUUAAAUAGUCUUUAAAAAUUUCACACACUCCUACACAUAAAGCGGCCAGACUAUUUGCAUUAUUGCAAUAAGCAGUGAACUUUCUAUUAAAAUUGUGAAACUCGUGGCCCCAGUGUCAGGGAUUCUGGUGUAAGGACGGGGCUAUUUAGAUUAUAUAGUAAACGUGCAUUAUUUCUUUGAAAAUCUUCUCUUCUGCUCCUGCAGGGUAUUAAACAAGUCUGAAAAAACUUAAUACUUUUAAAUAUGCUCUUUGGUUUCAAUCAACUAUUUAUGAUGAAAUAAAAUUGAUGAAAAAAUUUCUAAAAUGUUGACAUAUGUAGUCCCAGGUUCAGCGUAUCAUCUUAUCUACCUCUGGGUAUUGAUUUUCCAGAGUACGCAUGCUAAUAGUAUAUGAUUAUGAUAAGCAAAGGUGCUUCUUGGUCUCCGGUUUAAAACAUGAACCAAAUUCAAGUGUUGGAAAGUUGUAACAUGAUACCAAGGUGACCUAUGAGGCCAGUGGGCCUUUUGUUCCUACUUACAGAUUUGAAUUUAUCCCUAGGAAGUGUUGAACUUGGACGUUUUCAUCAAGGCUUAAUUUGUUCCUUAUUUGGAGAGUAUGUAUACGUUUGCAUUGAUUUUAUUUAUGUUUAACCAUUUAGUAUUAUACAUGUAUAUAUUUCAGUGAAAUUCAUUUAUACCUUUAUUUAACUGCUUUAUAUUGAUAAUUCAAUAAACAUGUUAAACCUG
Saccostrea cuccullata (small rock oyster) is the source of this 4795-nucleotide messenger RNA. RefSeq lists its product as uncharacterized. The transcript has 6 exons. The record is from RefSeq and is a predicted model, not a curated record. The coding region runs from base 997 to 2688 and encodes 563 amino acids. NCBI's taxonomy places the organism in Eukaryota, Metazoa, Mollusca, Bivalvia, Ostreida, Ostreidae.